AUGGGUAUACUGAGUACAGAAGAUAGGAAACUUGAAGUUGCCAUUAAAGGUGGGUCUCCUGUAGUCCAGACUACCCUCAAGCUCAAGGAUGACCUUGAACUUUUCACCCUCCUGCCUCCACCUCACAAGUACUGGAAAUGGAGGUUAGCACUCUACGUAUAUGAAUAUCUGCUCCAUGUAGGAGCUCAGAAAUCGGCCCAAACAUUUUUAUCAGAGAUAAGAUGGGAAAAAAACAUCACAUUGGGGGAACCGCCAGGAUUCUUACAUUCUUGGUGGUGUGUGUUUUGGGAUCUCUACUGUGCAGCUCCAGAGAGACGGGAGACGUGUGAACACUCAAGUGAAGCAAAAGCCUUCCAUGAUUAUAGCGCUGCAGCAGCUCCCAGCCCCGUGCUAGGAAACAUGCCCCCAGGAGAUGGCAUGCCAGUAGGUCCUGUGCCACCAGGGUUCUUUCAGCCCUUUAUGUCACCUCGGUACCCUGGAGGCCCAAGGCCCCCAUUGAGGAUACCUAAUCAGGCACUUGGGGGUGUCCCAGGAAGUCAGCCGCUACUGCCCAGUGGGAUGGACCCAACACGACAACAAGGACAUCCAAAUAUGGGUGGACCAAUGCAGAGAAUGACUCCUCCGAGAGGAAUGGUGCCCUUAGGACCACAGAACUAUGGAGGUGCAAUGAGACCCCCACUGAAUGCUUUAGGUGGCCCUGGAAUGCCUGGAAUGAACAUGGGUCCAGGUGGUGGUAGACCUUGGCCAAACCCAACAAAUGCCAAUUCAAUACCGUACUCCUCAGCGUCUCCUGGGAAUUAUGUAGGCCCUCCAGGAGGCGGAGGACCGCCAGGAACCCCCAUCAUGCCUAGUCCAGCAGAUUCAACCAAUUCUGGAGACAACAUGUAUACUUUAAUGAAUGCAGUACCUCCUGGGCCCAACAGACCUAAUUUUCCAAUGGGCCCAGGAUCAGAUGGUCCCAUGGGUGGAUUAGGAGGAAUGGAGUCCCAUCACAUGAAUGGCUCUUUAGGCUCAGGCGAUAUGGACAGUAUUCCCAAGAAUUCGCCCAAUAACAUGAGCCUGAGUAACCAGCCGGGCACUCCAAGGGAUGACGGUGAAAUGGGGGGGAAUUUCUUAAAUCCUUUUCAGAGUGAGAGUUACUCCCCCAGCAUGACCAUGAGUGUGUGAUCCAUUGCUGCGUCUCCUCAUGAGAACCCUCUCGAGUCAGCCCUUCACAGAACUACUAUGGAAGAAAACUACUCAUCAGUGGACAGUUACACAAAGGAGUCUCAGUCAGCCAAACCGACCGUUUAUUCCUGCUCUCUCCCAGAUGUGGUGAAGAAAGCAGGUCCAAAUGUGAUUCAAACAACUGUAUGGAGUGGCACAUUAGAAUUGCCCUAAACUGAACUGCAAAUGAUUAUCUGUGUAUGUAUAUGUGUGGGAAAGAGAAUGUAUCGUAUAUGCACAUCUGUAUGCACAUAUACGCAUACAUGCCUUGACCCACAGGACAUUGUAAGACAUUAUCACAUGACAUCUUAAGUAGAAGUAAGUAGGGACUUUUAUUCCAUCCUUUUUUUCACGUUUACAUUUUAAUUAUUAAAGGUUGCUCCUGCCCUUCCCUGAACUAUUUUGUGCUGUGUACAUCACUGCUUUAUAUAAGUUAUUUUUUAAGGUGAACUCAGAUGUUAUGGUUUUGUAAAUGUCUGCAAUCAUGGAUAGGAAUAAAAUCGCUUAUUUGAGAGCUUUCA
Psammomys obesus (fat sand rat) is the source of this 1727-nucleotide messenger RNA. It is a transcript of the gene Ssbp2, whose product is annotated as single stranded DNA binding protein 2. Gene Ontology annotation, molecular function: single-stranded DNA binding; protein binding. Lineage: Eukaryota; Metazoa; Chordata; Mammalia; Rodentia; Muridae. Gene Ontology annotation, biological process: positive regulation of transcription by RNA polymerase II. Bases 1 to 1167 code for a protein of 388 amino acids. Gene Ontology annotation, cellular component: nucleus. The transcript has 18 exons. The record is from RefSeq and is a predicted model, not a curated record.